CUUGACGGCGAGGAAGCCGGAAGCUUCAGCCACCGCCGCCGUCGUCCUCUCCCCGUCCCCGCCCGCCGGGUACCGUCGGAGGUUGACAGGUCGUGGCGGGGAGGCGGCGGCGGCGGGGGCAGAGCCGGGCGCCCAGGACGGAGAACCCAUGGGGAACGCUCCGAGUCACAGCAGUGAAGACGAAGCGGCAGCCGCUGGUGGCGAGUGCUGGGGCCCGCACCAGGACUGGACUGCGGACUCGGGCACGACCCCCGGCCCGGGCCAGGCGGCCGCGGCGCUGCCGCCCGCCGCGGCGCUUCUGGAGCCGGCUCGGCUGCGAGAGGCAGCGGCUGCGUUGCGGCCCGCGCCGCCCUGCGAGUCUCUGGUGUCCAGGCACCACGGAGCGCUCUUGCGCUGGCUGGAAGAGCGACUGGGCCGCGGCGAAGAGUCCGUCACCUUGGAGCAGUUCCGGGAGCUGCUGGAGGCUCGCGGCGCUGGCUGCUCCGGCGAGCAGUUCGAGGAGGCCUUUGCCCAGUUUGAUGCUGAGGGUGACGGUACAGUUGAUGCUGAGAACAUGUUGGAAGCCCUCAAGAAUUCCAGUGGAGCUAAUCUGCAGGGGGAACUGAGCCACAUCAUCAGACAACUGCAAGCCUGUUCUCUUGUUCCGGGUUUCAUAGAUAUAUUUUCAGAGUCCAGGGAGGGCCUGGGUACACACUCGUCAAUGAUCCUGCGCUUCCUGCAUCGCAAUCGGCUCUCCAGCACAGCCAUCCCUUACCCCUUGCUGGACCACUGCAACAACAUGUGCACCAUGAGGGCUUCUGUUCUGAAGGAGUCUCUGGAUCAAAUGAUACAGAAAGAAAAGGAAAGCCCUGGAGAUCUAACCAGAAGCCCAGAGAUGGAUAAAUUCCAGUCAGUAGCAAAGUGCUAUGCUUAUAUAGAAACUUCCUCCAACCCUGCAGACAUUGACAAAAUGACCAACGGAGAAGCGUCAUCCUACUGGCAGUCAGAUGGCAGCGCCCGCUCACACUGGAUCCGUUUAAAAAUGAAGCCAGAUGUUGUACUUAGGCACCUGUCCAUUGCAGUGGCUGCCGCUGACCAGAGCUACAUGCCACAGCAGGUGACUGUCGCUGUAGGGAGGACUGCCAGCGAUCUUCAGGAAGUCCGCGAUGUGCACAUUCCCAGCAAUGUUACUGGCUACGUGACACUGCUGGAAAAUGCUAACAUCAGUCAGUUCUAUGUCCAGAUUAACAUAAAGCGUUGUCUUAGCGAUGGAUGUGACACUAGAAUUCAUGGUCUGAGGGCUGUUGGCUUUCAGAGAAUUAAGAAGUCUGGGGUCUCAGUCUCAGAUGCCUCUGCAAUAUGGUAUUGGUCUCUGCUGACAUCUCUGGUGACAGCUUCCAUGGAGACAAAUCCCACCUUUGUUCAGACAGUGCUACACAAUACACAGAAGGCCCUGAGGCACAUGCCCCCACUCUCCCUCUCACCAGGAUCUACUGAUUUCUCAACUUUCCUGUCCCCUAAUGUUCUGGAAGAAGUGGACAGCUUCCUCUUAAGGAUAACUAGCUGCUGUUCCACUCCAGAGGUGGAGCUGACUCUUCUGGCUUUUGCGCUAGCGAGAGGAAGUGUUGCCAAAGUGCUGAACUCUCUGUGUACCAUCACUGACCACCUGGACACACUCUAUGAUGCCUCAUCCCUCAUCUCAUCCAUGGCCUCAGUGAGGCAGAACCUUCUCCUUAGAUAUGGUAAACCUCUCCAGUUGACUCUUCAGGCCUGUGAUGUCAAAGGAAAAGAAGAGAAGUCAGGACCUGAAAACCUCCUUAUUGAACCAUGGACAAGGGAUGGUUUUCUUACAGAGACUGGAAAAACCAGAGCAAGUACAAUUUUUUCUACAGGAACCGAAUCUGCCUUCCAAGUUACAUUGAUCCGGAUUAUGGUUCGGCGUGGUGGCAUUGGUGCCCAGUGUGGGCUGGUGUUUGCCUAUAACUCAUCUUCUGAUAAAUUUAAUGCAGAAGAACACUUCAAAAGGUUUGAAAAAUACGACAAAUGGAAGCUUCAGGAAUUCAGGAAAUUUGUAAAAGGCAGGAUUGGUCGCUCAUCUGAUGACCUGGGAGAGGAUGAUCCUAUUGGCUGGUUUGAGCUGGAAGAAGAGUGGGAUGAAGCAGAUGUCAAAUUGCAACAGUGCAGAGUUGCCAAAUAUUUGAUGGUGAAGUUCCUCUGCCCCCGUCAGGAGUCAGCAGAGCGCUUGGGAGUUCAAGGCUUGAGCAUCAGUGGGUACCUCCGACCUGCGAGAGCAGAAGCUCAACAGAGCAUUGUCUGUGCUCACUGCAGAAAGGACACGGAGGAGAGUGUCUGCGGGGCCGCACUGCUCCUCAGGACCCUGCAGUUCAUUCAGCAGCUCGCCCAUGACCUGGUACAGCAGAAGGAAAGUGGCUUGAAAUAUAAAUCUUUUCUGGACUUUGCUGGUCUUGAUCUGGAGAUCUUCUGGAAUUUUUACAAUAAAUUAAAGCAAAACCCAAGGGAAGAAUGCGUCUGCGCCCAGACCCUGCUCCUACAGCUCCUGCAAAGCUGCUUCUGGGUGCUGCGGGGAGACACACCAGCUGCCCCCAAGGAGUCAAAGGCUCCAAGACAGAGCCCUAGAGGGGUGGAGGCUGCCAAGGAGCUCUACACACACUUAUGUGAUGUGGUGGAUAGGGUGGAUGGAAACUCUGUGCCUGUGGAAAUAUUAAAACAAGAAGUCAGGAAUACUCUUCUUAAUGGGGCUGCCAUCUUCUUUCCUGAUCGACAGACCCGGAGGAACCAGCUCUUCACCAUGAUGAAGAAUGUCACCGAGCAGGAACACAAGCAGUCCCUGCAGCUCACUUUCCGCUCACUGUGCACAUAUUUUAGUGAUAAGGAUCCAGGCGGCCUCCUGCUGUUACCUGAGAAAGGCGAACUGGCCGACAUGAACAUCAGCGAAGUACUUGGAGUCAUGAGCACUCUCGUCACCGUUGCUGCUCGAGAGUGUGAGCUGUUGAUGCUCAGUGGGGUCCAAGGGGAGGUUGGCUCUGUGCUCUUCUCUCUGUUCUGGUCCGUCCAAGGCAGCCUGCUUUCCUGGUGCUACCUGCAGCUGAAGAGCACGGACUCUGCAGCCAAAGAUCUUGCCGUUGACCUUAUUGAAAAAUAUGUGGGACAGUUUCUGGCCAGCAUGAGAGUGAUUUUGGAAUCCCUUUUGUCUCAGUAUAGUGGAAAAACCAUAGUAGAAAAAUUAUGUAAUUCAGUGUUUUCCAUGGCAGCUCGUCAACUGGUAGUCUUCCUACUGGACUUCUGCGCGUUAGACAUUUCCCACUGCACACUCCUAAGGGAGUUCAGUACCCUCACGGAGCUUCUCAAGAAGCUCUGCAGCGAUCCUGAGGGAGGACUGAAUAAGAUGGAUGUUGAGACUUGGCAACAAGAACGUCCUGUGGUGUUACAUACAUGGACUAAGGAGUCUGCCCACAACUAUGAAAACAACUGCCAUGAGGUGUCUGUCUUUGUUAGCCCAGGGGCAACGUAUUUUGAGGUGGAAUUUGAUGAGCGGUGUGAAACUGAAAAAAGGUAUGAUUAUCUGGAAUUUACUGAUGCUAGAGGUGGAAAAACACGCUAUGACACAAAAGUUGGCACUGACAAAUGGCCCAAGAAAGUGACCUUUAAGGCUGGUCCUAGGCUGCAGUUUCUCUUUCACUCUGACAGCAGUAACAAUGAGUGGGGCUACAAGUUCACUGUCACUGCCUACGGCCUGCCUGAUGUGGCUGUGUCUUGGGGGUUGGAUUUGCAGCUCCUCGUUUCCCGACUGAUGGGACGCCUUGCUUCCCAGUGCAUGGCGCUCAAGUCUGUGCACCAAUUAGGAGGUAACAUGGCAGUACCUCAGGCAAAGAUGGCAUUGGUCCUAAACUCUCCCUUGUGGAAACCUGUCUUCAGACAUCAAUUGUGCCCAGAGUUGGGAGUAGAAGCAAGCUGGCCCACUCACCCACACCAGGAUAGUAAAGAGGUUAAGAACAUCCCUGAUGAUCCUUGCCACCAUUUUCUUCUUGAUUUUGCACAGUCAGAUCCUGCCCAGAACUUCUGUGGGCCAUAUUCAGAACUUAUCAAAGGAUUCAUACAGGCAUGUAGAAAACAGGCCCCAAAGACAGAUAUAGUUGCUGGUUCCACUAUUGAUCAAGCUGUGAACGCCACCUUUGCUGCUCUGGUGUAUCGCACUCCAGAUUUAUAUGAGAAGCUGCAAAAAUAUGUAAACAGUAGGGGCAAGGUAGCCCUGAGCGAGGAGUUUGCACAGGUGUAUUCCCUGGCAGAUGGGAUUCGAAUAUGGAUGUUAGAGGUGAAGCAAAAGUCCCUGAUGAGCCUGGGGAACGAGGCUGAAGACAAGCGCGGGUCAGAGGCUGCUGAGGCCAACCCCGAGAGCCUGGCAAAAGAGUGUAUUCAGAAGAGUCUUCUCUUACUAAAAUUCUUGCCCGUGGGUGUAAGUUUGAAAGGAAGCUGUGACAGGUUGGUGACUGGAGCUGAGACUGAUCAUCUGCAACCCCUUGACAAGCGCCAGAGGACGAGCUCCGUGGUGGAAGAGUAUUUCCAAGCCUCAGGAUCUCCCGCUGAAGCAGCUCUUCCUGCUGUGGGAGACAGGAGUCCCAGCUCGGAUGUCCAGCCAAAGCUGCCGCCCAGCGGUGGCCCUGCUGCCUCAGAAAUGUCCUCUGCUACAGCUGAGGAGCCCUCGUCCCCUUGCACUCCCACCCGGCGGCCUCCCUUCACCCGAGGGCGACUCCGGCUGCUCUCCUUCCGAUCAAUGGAGGAAGCUAGGCCGAUUCCCACGGUGAAAGAGAAAUACCCUGUACUGAAGGAUGUCCUGGACUUCAUCAAAGAUCAGUCACUCUCCCAUGAGAGUGUUAUAAAGGUUCUUUCCUUGAGGAAAGCCCAAGCCCAGAGCAUCCUCGAAGUCCUGAGGAUAAUUCAGUAUUGUGCAGAAUCCCUCGGGCAGCCCCAUUGCUUCCAUCCACCUUAUAUACUUUUCCUGUUGGAACUUCUGACCUGCCAGAAAGAGUUUACCAAUUAUUUCGGACACUUGGAGGGCUGUGGUGCAGAUCUACACAAAGAAAUUCGAGAUACUUACUAUCAAUUUGUUCUGUUUUUGGUCAAAGCAAUUAAAGGAUGUAAUAGCAUAAAUGACAGGUCCUUUCUGCCAGCCCUGUCCUGUGUUCAGACAGCCCUGCUCCACCUUUUGGAUAUGGGCUGGGAACCCAGUGACCUUGCCUUCUUUGUCGACAUUCAGUUACCAGACCUCCUCAUGAAAAUGUCGCAAGAAAAUAUAAGUGUCCAUGACAGUGUGAUCAGCCAAUGGAGUGAAGAAGAUGAGCUUGCUGAUGCCAAGCAAAAUUCAGAAUGGAUGGAUGAGUGUCAGGAUGGCAUGUUUGAGGCCUGGUAUGAAAAAAUAGCCCAGGAAGAUCCAGAGAAGCAGAGGAAAAUGCACAUGUUUAUUGCUCGCUAUUGUGACCUGUUAAAUGUGGACAUCUCCUGUGAUGGGUGUGAUGAGAUUGCCCCCUGGCACCGCUACCGGUGUCUGCAGUGCAGUGACAUGGAUCUCUGCAAAACUUGCUUCCUAGGUGGGGUAAAGCCGGAGGGCCACGGAGAUGACCAUGAAAUGGUCAACAUGGAGUUUACCUGUGACCACUGCCAGGGUUUGAUCAUAGGCCGGAGGAUGAAUUGCAAUGUGUGUGAUGACUUUGAUCUUUGCUAUGGAUGUUAUGCGGCAAAGAAAUAUUCCUAUGGCCAUUUGCCUACCCACAGUAUCACAGCCCAUCCAAUGGUGACCAUCCGGAUCAGUGACCGGCAGAGGCUCAUCCAGCCCUACAUCCACAACUAUGCCUGGCUGCUCUUUGCUGCCCUGGCUCUCUAUAGCGCCCACCUGGCCAGCGCAGAGGAUGUGGACGGUGAAAAGCUGGAUGCCCAGGCCUGUGGCAGUGCCAUCACUCUGCGAAGCCAGUGCAUGCAACUUGUGGGGGACUGUCUGAUGCAGGCUCACCAGGGAAAAGGUCUUAAAGCUCUAGCUCUUCUUGGUAUGUUGCCAGAUGGUGACUCUACUUCAGAAAAUCAGGCCCCACCAGUUACUGUACCGACCAGACCAUCAGAGGAGCAGCGAGAGAAGAAAACUGUCCAGGUUGCUGAGGAGCCAGCAGACACCAGCCCUUUUGUGCACUGCAAUGGAAAGAGAGAUGUUCAUAAGGAAGUCAGAACUUUUGAUUGCAAGCAGAGAAAUAAGGCAGCUGAAGGUGUAUCAUUAAUGAAGGAUCCUUUAUGUCAGACUCAGAUUUCAGACUCACCUGCAGAUGCUAGCACACCUACAGGACUUCCAGAUGCUGACAGUUCAGAAGCAUCAUCUCAGAAGCCCAUUGAGGAAAAAGCAGUUAUUCCAAGCCCAGAGCAAGUGUUUGCUGAGUGCUCCCAAAAGAGGAUUUUGGGAUUACUAGCAGCCAUGCUACCUCCCUUAAUGUUGGAUCCCACAGUUCCCCUGAUAGACCAGGAGCACGUCCUCCCACUCAUGUUUCAGGUUGUCAUCUCAAACGCAGGCCACCUGAAUGAAACCUACCACCUCACCCUGGGUCUUCUCGGCCAGUUAAUCGUCCGCCUUUUACCAGCAGAGGUAGAUGCUGCAGUGAUCAAGGUCCUCUCAGCCAAACACAACCUGUUUGCGGCAGGGGACAGCUCCGUUGUGCCAGAUGGCUGGAAGACCACCCAUCUGCUCUUUAGCCUGGGAGCUGUGUGUCUGGACAGCCGCGUGGGCCUGGACUGGGCGUGCUCCAUGGCAGAGAUCCUGCGGUCCCUCAACAGUGCCCCCCUGUGGCGUGAUGUCAUGGCUUCCUUCACAGACCACUGCAUCAAGCAGUUGCCUUUCCAGCUGAAGCACACCAACAUUUUCACCCUACUCGUGCUGGUCGGCUUCCCCCAGGUCCUCUGUGUGGGCACCCGCUGUGUUUAUAUGGAUAAUGCCAACGAACCACAUAAUGUGAUCAUCUUGAAGCACUUCACUGAGAAGAACAGGGCUGUGAUCGUCGAUGUUAAAACCCGGAAAAGGAAAACAGUGAAGGACUACCAGCUGAUCCAGAAAGGAGGAGGGCAGGAAUGCAGUGACUCUCAAGCCCAGUUGAGUCAGUACUCCCAGCACUUUGCCUUUAUUGCCAGUCACCUCCUUCAAACCAGUAUGGACAGCCAGUGUUCCGAGGCAGUGGAAGCAACUUGGGUCCUGUCCCUAGCCCUCAAAGGAUUAUAUAAAACUCUAAAGGCUCAUGGUUUUGAGGAGACCCAUGCUACCUUCCUUCAGACUGAUUUGCUGAAACUGCUGGUGAAAAAGUGCAGCAAAGGGACGGGCUUCAGUAAAACAUGGCUCCUCCGGGACCUGGAAAUUUUGUCAAUCAUGCUGUACUCCUCAAAGAAGGAGAUCAGCGCUUUGGCCGAGCAGGGCGACCUGGAGCUGGAUGAACGAGGGGCUCAGGAGGAGGAGGUGGGACGGCCGGUCCGCAGCCCUAGUGAACCAGAGCAGAGAAAGUCAGACCCUCUUGAAAGCCUGGAUGAGCCCACCAGAAUUUGUUUCUUGAUGGCUCAUGAUGCCCUCAACGCCCCUCUGCACAUUCUUCGAGCCAUAUACGAACUGCAGAUGAAAAGGACCGAUUCUUUCUUCCUGGAGGUUCAGAAGAGGUAUGGGGCGUUUAGAUGCAGCUGCAGUGCAGCGAGAGAACAAGCGAGGGCAGGCCGCACUUACCUCCUGCCGAUGAGACCUGGGUUUGAUGGAGAUGAGCUCACCACGGAUGAAAGGAUACGGACGCUGGCUCAGAAGUGGCAGCCCAGCAGGAGUCUGAGGUUGGACGAGCAGAGUGCCAAAGCUGUGGAUACAGAUAUGAUUAUCUUACCGUGCUUGUCCCGGCCCGCACGCUGCGACCAGGCCACAGCUGAGUCAAACCCUGUGACCCAGAAGUUGAUCUCCAGCACAGAGAGUGAACUGCAGCAGAGCUAUGCUAAGCAGCGGCGUAGCAAGAGCGCUGCCCUCCUGCACAAGGAGCUGAACUGCAAGAGCAAGAGGGCGGUGCGGGACUACCUUUUCCGCGUGAAUGAGGCCACAGCUGUCCUGUAUGCCCGCCAUGUGCUCGCGUCCCUGCUCGCUGAGUGGCCAGGCCAUGUUCCAGUGAGCGAGGACAUCCUGGAGCUAAGUGGACCUGCCCAUAUGACCUACAUUUUGGAUAUGUUCAUGCAGCUGGAAGAAAAGCAUCAGUGGGAAAAGAUCCUGCAGAAGGUGCUCCUAGGCUGCCAAGAGAACAUGCUGGGGAGCAUGGCCCUGGCUGCCUGCCAGUUCAUGGAGGAGCCAGGAAUGGAGGUGCAAGUGAGGGAGUCGAAACACCCAUAUAACAACAACACCAACUUUGAGGAUAAAGUUCACAUUCCCGGUGCAAUCUACCUCUCCAUCAAAUUUGAUUCUCAGUGCAAUACGGAAGAAGGCUGUGAUGAAUUAGCCAUGUCCAGCAGUAGCGACUUUCAGCAGGAUCGACACAAUUUCAGUGGGUCUCAACAGAAAUGGAAAGAUUUUGAGCUUCCAGGAGACACUCUGUAUUACCGCUUCACCUCUGACAUGAGCAACACUGAGUGGGGCUACAGAUUCACUGUGACAGCUGGACACCUGGGGCGAUUCCAGACAGGAUUCGAGAUUUUGAAGCAGAUGUUGUCAGAAGAAAGAGUCGUGCCGCACCUCCCAUUGGCCAAAAUUUGGGAAUGGCUGGUGGGCGUGGCCUGUCGCCAGACUGGUCAUCAGCGAUUAAAGGCCAUCCACCUACUUCUGAGGAUCGUGCGAUGCUGUGCCCGCAAUGACCUCUGUGACCUUGCGCUGUUAAAGCCCCUGUGGCAGCUCUUCACGCACAUGGAGUACAGCCUGUUUGAGGACGUGACACAACCUGGCAUCCUCCUGCCGCUGCACCGUGCCCUCACCGAGCUCUUCUUCGUCACCGAGAACCGUGCCCAGGAGCUUGGUUUGCUGCAGGAUUACCUGCUGGCCUUAACCACUGAUGACCACCUGCUCCGCUGUGCGGCCCAGGCUCUGCAGAACAUUGCUGCUAUCAGCUUGGCCAUCAACUACCCAAACAAGGCAACCCGCCUCUGGAAUGUCGAGUGUUAACCCUUGGUAUGACGUGCAUGGAACCGGCUAAUCUGUCCACUGGAAUUUUAGAGCAGAUAUCUAAACUCAUUCAGGAAGAUUCCUGUGACAUCAGCACCCGGCUCUCCCUGAGCUCCCACUUCCACUCCGAUUAGAAUGCCAAGCAGCCGUGUCUCCAGAACUUCCCCAUGUCACGAGCUGGCUGCCCGCAUGUACGGUAGCAUGUGAGAAUGGACAGAGCAGGGCAGUUACUCAAGAGGGCAGGCGGCAUGUCCUUGACAAGCUCGUGCAGAGGCAGCCUUCUCCAGGGUCUGCCCCUGUGGAAACCACGGCUCCGGAAGGACCUGGAAGCAGUCCCUGCGGAAAGCGUUCUGUCCCAGUUGAGCUGGAACUGCCUGCCCUUGCCUUUCAGGUGAAGACAGUCGCCCCAGUGCCUCUUUUUUCAGCCAAGACCCCAGUGGCAGCAGCAGCCUGGGAGCUCUUUUGCUUUUGUUUCUUGAAGCCAGGUGAUCCAGACCAAACCAGUGGGGGCCUCUCCUGGCUACCACCUGGUCCCCAGGCAGUCAGCAAGGACUGAGUGCCAUGCUAGCUUCCCUGUGCAGCCGCGGCUGUCCCCAAGGAACCCCUGGUGAGAACACGUGCCCUUGGGAACAGCCAGCAGGCCCCCUGGGGCGUCCGCUUGUGCACCGGCUCCCGGCACAUCUGCGUUUGUUCAGUUGUAACACAUUUCAGUUUCCACCUCGCCGUUUAGAACAGAACCACACUGACUUCCUUGAGAAGGCCUUAAGGGAAUGAGCAGAGGCAAGGUCAUCUGGGGACCAGCUGGUGUGUGUGAAAGGAGAACCUGAGGAAUGCUCUAGCUUCUGGUCCGAAGAAAGGCUUCAAGUGUUAGCAGAAGAGAUCUUAUUUUAGAAGUAAGAAAACACACACACACACACACACUCUCUCUCUCUCUCUCUCUCUCUCUCUCUCUCUCUCUCUCUCUCUCUCUCUCUCUCUGACUUUAUUUCUGCUUCAGUCACAGAAACCCGUCCCAUCCAGCUCUGGGGCUCCGCAUGGGCAUUUGGCUGUCACUUGUCUAGCAAUAACUGCGUCCAUUCUAAUGGAUGCUGCUUUCCAUUUCUCUUACAUGGCUGUAGUCUUGCCCUGAAGUGCUCAUUAUUAUUCUCUGCCCAAAGCCACACUUUGGAGUGCAAAGCUGGUGUGGCACACAGGCCAUGUCCAAACCUCCACGGGGCAUGUGGUGUGAAGAAUGCCUGAGGCAACCACCAUGUAAGAGUGGGUUCUGGGCCCAACCACAUCCCAUGGAGCUAAACUCAAGGAAGGCUCCUCUUAGCCGGGGCCGAGUUGAGCAGGUCGGCACCCCCUUGGCCUUGGGAGCUCCUCGUGCAGGGUCUGCAGGGUCUGGGCUGGAAGGGCCCAAGCCUGCAGGCUCAGGGAGGACUUUACUGCAGGAGCACUUCUGCCUCUGGGUCAGGAGGCUGAGGCGCAGAGACCUCCUGCAGCCCUACAGUGUAAUUCCCAGCCAAGCCUCAAGCUACACAUGCAGCUGUCAUGGAAGGGAGAUGUCGGAGGAGAUGGAAACAGAUGGGAUGGAUCCUGAAAGGUGGUGACCUAAGGCCCAACGCCCCGACCUCAACAAGGCCCAAGGCCCCGGGCCUUGCCUGAUCUCCUGUGGUGUUGGGAUGCGAGUAGACAGGCCCUGUCAGCUUGGUAGAAACCCCUUGUCAUCAUUUACUCUGCCAGCACCCUCAGAGAAGGCCCCAUGUUCCUUUCCACCUGACCCAAGUAGGGCUGGUGGUGAGAGGAUCACAGAGGACAACUGUUGGGGUUUGGGAGACAAGGACCCCACCAUGGGGCAGACUUGCUGAAGGACUGCCUGGAAGAUGGGCGAGGAGACAAGACUGUGCAAUUCACUGCUUAACCUCACCAUGCCACCCACACCCCUCCAUACCUCGGAUUGAUUCAGUACAGCUGGGAUGGGCAGGGCAGUUGCCCCUGUGGCGGUUGCCACCAGCUUUGCUUCCCAUCUUCCCGUGAGGAAGAUAAAUUGUAAAUAAAUGCUGGACUCUUCAUAGCUUCUCCCUGUCCAUGGCCCUUGCUAUUCUGGUCUCCCUGUACUUCACUUUGCAUAGAACAAGCCUAAGUUUUCCCUUCACACAACUGUUGCUCUCUCCUGGCAGCACCUGGCACUGCCAGCCUGGCAUCCUUGCACCCCACCCCCUCUCUUCCAACUGCUGGGUGGCGCUGCCAAGCCAGGCCCAACUCCCCUGGCCCUAGAGUGACCCUGAGCAAGGCUGGAGGCUCCCACAGCUCCUGGUCCCCAGCCGGAACCAGCAGUGCCCAACAAAUGGAUUUCCAUCCAGACCAACAUCUGUCUGAUCCCUCUUAGGAGGCGGGACUGCCUGCAGUGAGACAAAACCGGUGGAAUAGAAGUAUUGUGGAAACAUGUGCCUAAUUAUAAAGCAGUUCUGUUCCAAAUCAUAUAUAUUAUACAGACACUGUUCCUAAUGAGAGGAGUGACUUAUUUUCAUCGUCGUUUUUAAUUUGUUUUCUUACGGGUUUACAAUUUUGAAUUUUUCUUAUUUGGUUGAAGGAAAGAAUUUUGAUUAUAUCAGCUGAGUGAGUUCAGCCUGUAAAAAGGAUGUUAAGUUGUGGGUAAAAUAUGCAAAUGAAGAGAAAUAUAUUGUACAAAUUAUAUAUAAAAAGUUAAAA
Molecule: messenger RNA, 11833 nt
Organism: Manis pentadactyla (Chinese pangolin)
Lineage: Eukaryota; Metazoa; Chordata; Mammalia; Pholidota; Manidae
Gene: ZZEF1
Product: zinc finger ZZ-type and EF-hand domain containing 1
Exons: 55
Coding region: 149-9139 (2996 amino acids)
Biological process (GO): regulation of synaptic plasticity; protein ubiquitination
Cellular component (GO): postsynapse
Molecular function (GO): ubiquitin-like protein ligase activity; calcium ion binding; zinc ion binding
Source: RefSeq, a predicted model, not a curated record